Molecule: messenger RNA, 7691 nt
Organism: Ctenopharyngodon idella (grass carp)
Lineage: Eukaryota; Metazoa; Chordata; Actinopteri; Cypriniformes; Xenocyprididae
Gene: cdk16
Product: cyclin-dependent kinase 16
Exons: 17
Coding region: 421-1995 (524 amino acids)
Biological process (GO): exocytosis; protein phosphorylation; neuron projection development
Cellular component (GO): synaptic vesicle; nucleus; cytoplasm
Molecular function (GO): protein kinase activity; ATP binding
Source: RefSeq, a predicted model, not a curated record
UAGCUCAACGACAUAAUUAUAUGUAUCCAAUGAGUCCUUGUGGUGGUGGAGUGAAUGACUCCUGAAUCUAUUCGCAGCUGCUCUGUCGCUUCCAUGAUCCACUCCAGUCCGGAUUUGGCAAGGAAAGGAACAGCUGCUGUAACGUUUUAGCAAAAAAGGAGCAGUAGUGAGACAUGCGGGGUAUAGAUGAGUCUCUCCAGCAGCAUUGGAGACCGGACGAGCAGCAGCAGCAGCACUAGAUGAUCAUGGCCGAGGACUAUUGGGAGCGCGCGGCGGCUUUGGGAUAUUAUUACUGCUGUUAAGAUUACACGAGCAACACGCACUCACUAACACAAGCGCACACGGAUCUCAACCCCACGGGGCGGUUGAACAGUGGCAGCCCCUCCACCCCCCUCAUCUCGGCCCCCCUUACCCCCACUGAUGGACCGCAUGAGGAAGAUCAAACGGCAGCUGUCCCUGACGCUGCGAGGGGGUAACAGCGGGGACAAGACCAUGAGCGAGACCAUCAGCUCUCAGGACACAGGAGCGCACAGCGAUUCCGAGGCCAUGCCAGUUGGCGGCAGUGGUGGUCUGCGGGGUUCAGUGAGAGGUUCGGGGGGUUCCUUCAGCAUGCACUCCCUCCUGCAGUCCUACAGCAGCGCCCUGCGCAGACCACGCAGCCUGGGCCGCAGUCUCAGCUCCUAUCUCAACCACACCACGCGCCUCGAAAUCGUCCACGAGGAUGUGAAAAUGGGUUCAGAUGGAGAGAGCGAUCAGGCUUCGGCCACAUCCUCAGAUGAGGUGCACAGCCCCGUCCGAGUUCGUCUGAGAAACAAUCCUGGUCGCAAAAUUUCCUCAGAGGACAUAAAUAAACGUCUGUCUCUGCCUGCCGAUAUCAGGCUUCCUGAUGGCUACCUGGAGAAAUUCAGCCUCAACAGCCCCCUGUUUGACAAACCGCUCAGCCGGAGAUUACGCAGAGUAUCGCUGUCUGAGAUCGGAUUUGGGAAGUUGGAGACGUACGUGAAGCUGGAUAAACUAGGGGAGGGCACCUACGCUACAGUAUAUAAGGGCCGCAGCAAGUUGACGGAUAACUUGGUGGCUCUGAAGGAGAUCCGUUUGGAGCACGAGGAAGGAGCUCCAUGCACUGCCAUUAGAGAAGUGUCUCUGCUGAAGGACCUGAAACACGCCAAUAUUGUGACUCUUCAUGACAUCAUCCACACUCAGAAGUCUCUUACGCUCGUGUUUGAGUACUUGGAUAAAGACCUGAAACAGUACCUAGAUGACUGUGGAAACUGCAUUCAUAUGCACAAUGUCAAGCUCUUCCUGUUUCAGCUGUUGCGAGGUCUGAACUACUGUCACAGACGUAAAGUCCUUCACCGAGACCUCAAGCCUCAAAAUCUCCUGAUCAACGACCGCGGGGAGCUGAAGCUGGCUGACUUUGGUCUGGCACGAGCAAAGUCGAUUCCCACCAAGACCUACUCCAAUGAGGUGGUGACCCUCUGGUACCGCCCCCCUGACAUCCUGUUGGGCAGCACGGAUUAUUCCACUCAGAUUGACAUGUGGGGUGUUGGCUGUAUCUUCUACGAGAUGUCUACAGGUCGACCGUUGUUCCCAGGAUCAACGGUGGAGGAGGAGCUGCACUUUAUCUUCAAACUGCUUGGUACGCCCACAGAGGAGACCUGGCCCGGAAUAACCUCUAACGAGGAAUUCAUCUCCUAUAACUACCCCCGAUACCGCCCUGACUGUCUCCACAACCACACUCCACGAUUGGACAAUGAUGGGGUUGAACUUCUGUCGAAACUGCUGCAGUUUGAGGGAAAGAAACGGAUCUCAGCAGAGGAAGCCAUGAGACACCCAUACUUCCACUGCCUGGGAGAGAGAAUACUCACACUGCCAGACACUACAUCAAUAUUUGCACUUCAAGAAAUUCAGCUGGAGAAGGAGCCAGGAAUGAGGACGAACUCUCUGUCAGAAUCAGUCAACAGCAUAUCUCAACGGCAGAGUCUGCUCUUCUGAGGGCACGUGGGGCGACUCGGGACGGGGAAGAUGGACGAUGUACGGAGAGGACGCGUUGAGACGUUUCCUGUCGCGAAGAUGAAGGGAUAUCUGUUUUUCAUUUCUCCGUCUGAGUCAUUCGCUAGUCCUGUGGCAUUAUGUGUUUAGAAGGGGUCACUGUAGUUGUUUACAUGAAGAGGCUGAGGAUGUUGAUUUGUGUACUUGUUUUCUUUGUUUCAAAUGACGAUGCACUCCCCCUUCCCUGUACACAUUACAAACAUGUUCUUCCUGUUUGCUGUACCUUCUCAACGUGGUUGCGUCAAUCCAGCCGCUGUAAUCAAUCAGACGCAGAAUGUUAUUGGAUGACCUGCUUGAGUGCAUAGACGUCAUCCUUUGACUGAAACAAUUCAACCUGUUUUAUUUGCAAUACUUCUCAAUUGUAAUGUAAAAGGAAGGCCAGUUUAUGAAGGAACAUGUCAUGAAUGCUGUUAAUAUCCAUCAAGAAGAAGCCAAGUCUCUCUAGUCUUCCAGAAUAAUAGUCCUCUUCAUUAGUGUCAUCAGCCCUCCCAUCCAAAGAUGAACAUUUAGUACUAUGCCAACACAAUGGUUCUCCAAUCAUCAUCAUCAUCAUCAUCAACAACCAUAAUUGGUUAUUUGUAUCCAUCAUAACAUUGACUGUAUGUCAACUUUUGUUUUUGUUUGCAUAAUCAUUUCACUUUUAAGUUGUUGUUGUUUACAUGUUUUUUUUUUUGUUUUUUUUUGCCAUGCAAUACAGUUUGAUAAUCUAGAAUACGGUUUCACCAAAGACCCCCAUGCCGUCGUUCUUUCCCUCUUGGUUUGACUUUUAUUGAGCUUCCAAUUCCAUCAUCAUGUUCAAGUGAACCCUCAAUCAGCUACACUGUGUCAAGGACAAAUUGUUUUGUGCAAAGCAACUUAUAAUGUUUGUGUUGCAUUAAGGAAAGCCUCCGAUAGUCUCAACGCAUUUCCUGCGGAUACCUAGUUCAAGCCUUGUUGAUAAAUCUUCCAUUACCGCAGCUCUUUGGGCUGUCACUCUGGCUGAAAACCGAGCUGAAUUCUACGUCGGUUCAGUCAGGGCGAUGAGAACUCAUAAUGGGAUGCCCGGGCGCAUGCGGAGAACCGGUCGACUUGUAUAGGGCUCAGGUUUCUGUCACUCUGCAGAACAGCUGAGUGCAGUGGAUAAUGUUCUGCAUCUCGCCCCGGUUGUUCAUACUCUGCAGGGUUUGGAGCGCAUUGGUGUCGUGUAACACGCCGCAAAUUUAAAACGCUACCAUCCCCUGGCAUGUACGAAUCAGGGCCUCUCUGCACAAUGUCUGUCCCACAAAUGUGAUUAUUGGGUGGGGGGGGGGAAAAAAAAGUCCAGGUGAUAUUUUACACCAAAAUCAAAAGAGAGAAAUAAUACAUUUUAUUUUGCUUAAAGAAAAUAAAACCUAUUUUUAGGACCAUUCAUAUUUUUUUUGUUUUGCAUUGUGACAUUAUUUUCAUUGCCAAUUAAUCCCCGAAUUCUUAUUCCUUUAAUGUAAAAAUAUUAUUUAAAUCAUAUCUGCAUAACUUGCAACAUUUUAUACAAGUGUAUUUAAUAUAUUGUAUUUUUUUAAAAGCAUAUCUAUAUAUCUGUUAUACCCUCUUUGCUGAUGUACAUAAUUUCACAGCAACUUCUUACUGUAAUACAGCAGAAUUUUCUGUAUUAGGAGAGUGACUAAAACAUCCAGGCGCAUUGCAGUAAUUAGGGUGGAAAUGUACUUAAUUGUCAAAUAAUAAUGAUAUUAAAUGUCUAAAAAAUAAUGUCACCAUGGAAAAGACAAAAAAGUUCCUAAAAUAGAAGCUUAAAGGUUUUUAUGCAAAAUAUAAUGUCUUAUUUUAUUUUCUCUUUAUUUUAGGGUGAAAUGAGAGACUGGUUUUUUUUUCACCCCAUUAGAGCUGAAUGCAGAGACGUUUAAAGGGAUAGUUCACACACAAAUGAAAAUUAUCCCAUGAAGUCACCCUCAAGCCAUCCUAGGUGUAUAUGACUAUCUUCUUUCAGACAAACACAAUUGGAGAUAUAAUUAAAAAUAUCCUGGCUCCUCCAAGCUUUAUAAUGGUGGUGAAUGGGGGGCGUGAUUUUAAAGCCCACAAAAAAUAAUUUUUCCAUUAUAAAAACAUAAUCCAUACGGCUCCAGGGGGAUAAUAAAGGCAUUUUGAAGUGAAGCGAAAAAUAUCCAUAUUUAAAACUUUAUAAAUUCAAGUUGACUUGCACCACAAGAGUAAGAGUGAAGCGAUGUAUGACGCAGGAUGUAAGAGUAUCAUAAGCUUAGAUGCCUCUUGCGGUUCAAACAAAUAUGGCUGUGCAACUCAAGCUCCUCUUAUAUCGAAAUUCUCCGACAUUUCUCUUUAAAAAUGAUUGUUUUAGACUUGUAAUUCGUGACCGGUGUUUUGUUUUGCUCUAUCCUCUGCAUCUCCACGUUCGUCAUUGCGUCAUGCGUCGGGUCAGAGGUGAAAUCAAUGUGUACGGCCGUCUGCCGUAAGAUAGUUAUUAUAGUUAAUAAUAAUAAUAAUAAUAAAUAUGGAUAUUUUUCUUACAAAAACCCAUUGCUUCGCUUCAGAAGGCCUGGAGCUGUAUGGAUUAUUUUUAGGAUGGAUUUUUGGCUUCAAACCCCCCCAUUCACAGUCAUUAUAAAGCUUGGAGGAGCCAGGAUAUUUUUAAAUAAAUCUCGGAUUGUGUUAAUCUGAAAGAAGAUACAUAUACACCUAGGAUGGCUUGAGAGUAAAUCAUAGGAUAAUUUUCAUUUUUGGGUGAGCUAUCCCUUUAAGACUUGAUGUUAGUGAUGAUAUUUUAAUAAAUAUAUAAUUUUUUACAAAUUAAUUCAAGCAAUCCCAAAACGCUUGGUCUGGUGAUAGAUUGUGACUCCCCUUCGUCCCUGCUGGAGAUGAGCUGUGAAUACCUGUGCUGCAUAUGUGUGUGUAUGAGAGAGGGGAAUGCAGUCUUGCAUGGCAGUGUUGUAAAGUUGAAGACUGUGGUACUUUGUAAAUAGCCUUAGAAUGUUUUUUUUGCAGAUCAGAGGUGUGGAGAGUGCAAUGAGAAGAUCCUCCUAAUAAUGUAUAAUUUUUAAAGCAAAGAAGAAUAUCAUUUUUGUUAUACUUAUCAUUGAUGACAUUGUUCAUUGUGUUCUCUCUCUUUUUUGUAAUAUGUAGUAACCAGACGUUACUACCAUAGGAGACUCAUGUGGUUGUAGAUAUUUGGUUUCGAUGUUUGUUAGUUCAUAAGGAUGAAAACGGCUCAUCUAACAUAAAGCUUUCAUCUGGAAUGCGGAUGGAUUACGGUGAAACGGCUUCAGUGGAUAAAUGUGGUCGUGAGGAAGCCAACCGUUCAUUACUGCGCAAUAAUUGCUAAAUUUACGCAAUAAUUUUUUUUUUUAAUACCAAAACCAUCUUGAUUUGAAAAGGAUUUGAUACUGAUUUCGGUAAGCAUUGCAUGCAGUUAAAUAUAUAAAAAGCAAACAAUGCCAGAAAUUGUCAUGCAAAAACUCAAGGCUGUUUUAUUGCCCAUUUUAUGAGGAAUUUGAUAUGAUUGCAGGUGAAAUGCUUUUAUACAUGGAGACACUUUGAGCCAAUAUGGACUUCAUACGGUUUUCAGUAUGUUUCUUUUGUACAACUCAACCUUUUUGAACGGGCAUUUUAUGCUAAACAAAACUUGAUAAUUGAUCAGUACAGUAUUAUUUUCUUUAGCUUUUUUAUUUUGCAAUUGUAUACACUAAAAGAGCCCAAAGUUUGAGGAUUCUCAGCCAUUUUACUGCUCUUCUGCAGUUGGCGUUUGUCCAUAUGUGAAGGCAAGAAGCGAGCGAGAAGGUCUGCUGUUAUAUAAAUAUAUUAAAAGCAGUUUAAACACACAUUAAGCAAUACUCACUGUUAAUGUACAUUUCACAUCUCAUGGAUAUCUAAUGCAGGAAAUCCUCUCAGAUAGCCAUAGUAUAUUUUCUGAUUGACAGUAAGUAUGCAUAUAUGAGUGGUCACUUUGUUUGAGUCUAGAAAUGUUAACCACAAAUAACAGUUGUUUGAUGCAAUGUUUUUUGUUUUUAAUCUUUGAGUUCUUAAUUGCAAUAGUCAGUCUUUUCACCCAAGAAUAUGUGGUUCAGAAGUAUGUUGAAAUGGAAAACCUUUACCAAUAAUUACAAUACACAACAAUGGCUGACUGUUUCUUCAUGUUGCUUGUAUGAAUGCUCAUUUGCAACCAAUUCUGUCGAUUAUAAAGCAGGAAGUGGAUGCAGAAGAUUGGCACAAACAAGCUGUAAAACAUUCAGGUGGAACAGAACAAAUGUGAAUAAUUUUUGCUGGCAAUAUAAUCAAUGUCUCAAACUUGAAUUUUGUUUUACUUUUUUUUUUAACUCGUAUUUAAAUGUAAUAAUAUUCAUAUUAGUGCUGUCAAAUCGAUUAAUCGCAAUUAAUCGCAUCUCACAAAGUUAAAAGUUUGUAAAUGUAUAUUAUGUGUGUGUGUGCAUAUGUAUACAUGUGUAUAUAUAUAUAGACACACACACACAUAUAUAUAUAUAUAUAUAUAUAUAUAUAUAUAUAUACAAACUUUUACAUUAGAUGCGAUUAAUCACGAUUAAUCGAUUUGACAGCACUAAUUUAUACAUUGUUUAUGUGUCCAUUACAUAUUAAAAAUAAUUCCAUAUAUAUACAUAUAUAAACCCAAAUCCACACACAAUCAGAUCAGCCACAACAGUAUCUUGAAAAGGUUUAUAAUAUUGACUAGUACAUUAAUGACAAUUAGUGACUUAACAGGUCACUCACUCUAACAAGUCCUUUGUCAGCGUGUGGAUUUCUUUUAAAAUAACCAGAAAACCCAAUAAACAAACUAUAAAAUCUCAACUUAUAUCACCGAUAGUUGGACACAUUCAUAUUUCACAACUAAAGAUGGCUUAAUAUUGACUAGGUAUAUGUUUUUAUGUGUUCAGGCACCUCUACAAAAUGUAUGUGCAAAUCCAAGAGGUAUAAACAAACCUGGUUUUGGAGCAACUUUGAAAUGUGCCUUUCAGAUUCAGUAAAAAAAUAAUAAUAAUACAGGUAUGAAAAAUGAAUCAUUUUGUUAUGAACAGUUUCUUUUGCAUUGUGAACAGUUGAUAAAUCAAAUAACCAAGAGAAAUGGCACCAAACUGAUACCAAUAUGACCCAUCAAUAUGACUAUAAACAUAAGUUUGAGGAAGGGUUUAUAUUUUUAAUUGUUAUCCUUGAAGGAAAUCAUACAUUUAUGAUUACAUACACGGCUCAUAGUGACCACAGUUGAGCUCCAGGAUGAAGCUGAAAAGUGACACGAACUCACGAUUUUAUUUUGUAUUAUUAUUUAAAAUCCAUAUAAUGCCCCUCCAUUGUGCAUUGACAAUAUUUUCGUGAUGUUCUUAGCAGCCAUAUAUUUAAAAUGAGAAUUUCAAAUUUGAUCUGUGUUCUUUCUUUGACAUAAAUCAAUGUGGUUCUUUCUCAUUUCAAGAUUUCUAAGAAGUAAAUAUGCGCCUCUUGUAUUAUACAGCAGCUUGGUUUGUUGACUGCUUUUCAGCUUUUGCUAUUGGUCAAUGCCAAAGUUAUCCGAAGCCUUGCAUGGGUUGGUGUUUAAUUUUUCCAAGGAAUGUUAUAAUGCUGACACCCUGCUUUGUGUUUCUUACUGAGCCAGUUUCACUGCAGAGAAUUACUGUUAUAAUAAAACCCACAUACUUAUAUCCCCAGUA